GCGGAGAGGCAGCCCCAUUCAUAUAGGGCUAGUAGGCGGGCAGGCAAAGCGCAGGAGCGGUCACACACCAUCGCCCACGUAGUGUGUGAGACAAAUGAUGGUCCCUCACUGAAAAUUCCAGGCCAGGCUAAAUUGCGUUUUCAGCAGCCGUUUCGGCAUCGGAUAUACCGGCAUCUAAAACCGAAACCUCCUCUCAGGAAUGGAAUUUGAAUGUCUUAAUUAAAUACAGGUCCUCUCCUGCGCUGACUGCCUGCCGCGGAUAGACUGACUUCCUCGUCGCCUGGCUCCUCAUCGCUGCCGCAGACAAGCCGCUCUACUCGGCUCAUUUAAUCCAGGCUGUCCGCCGAAAACUGUCUUUGGCAUCUGGACACAUCCGAGCUGGUCUAUCGUUGUUGAAUUUAACGUGCCUGUGUGUGCUUGCGCUGCCUGUAUAAUGCCGACACAUUUGCGUUUCCGGAGAAGGUCAUUCCUUGGGCUUUUAUUCCUUUUUUCACUGUCCACCUCCGCCUUGUAUUUCAUCUACUCCGCCCCCGGAAUCGUGAAUGAGUAUGUGUUCAUGGUUCAAGCCAGAGGGAUCCAGAUCAGAGAGAACGUGAAGAACAUUGGGGCGCAGGUUCUGGAGCAGGUGGUGAGAGGGGCUUAUAGCAUGAAUGGCACAGACUAUGCCUAUGACUUCAAUGUGAGCGAGAGUGAUGCUCCUCCCACCACAUUCCUCCCUGAGGGCUUCACCUACCUCCCCUCUCAGGUUUGCCCCGAGAGGCUGCACACCAUGAAGGGCAGGUUGGAGGUGAAUAUGAGUGAGGUGUCUUUGGAGGAGGUGGAAAGAUCCUUGCUGGAGGAAGAGCCUAACAUGGCCCAAGGAGGCCACUGGAAGCCAAACGACUGUUUACCUCGCUGGAAAGUAGCAAUCCUAGUCCCGUUCAGGAACCGACAUGAACACUUACCCAUUCUUCUGAGACACCUGGUGCCAGUGCUGAAAAAACAGAGACUCCAGUUUGCCUUUUAUUUCAUAGAGCAGCUGGGCACGGAGCCAUUUAACCGAGCCAUGUUGUUCAACGUGGGUUACAAGGAGGCUAUGAAGGACCUGGACUGGGACUGUUUGGUCUUCCACGAUGUGGACCACCUCAUGGAGAACGACAGGAACUACUACGGCUGCACGGACAUGCCCCGACACUUUGCGGUCAAACUUGACAAGUACUCCUACAUGCUUCCGUAUAAUGAGUUCUUUGGUGGUGUCAGUGGCCUGACGGUGAAGCAAUUCGAAAAGAUUAAUGGAUUUCCAAAUGCCUUCUGGGGCUGGGGAGGAGAGGAUGAUGACCUCUGGAACAGGGUGCGGUUUGCCAAUUACACAGUUAGUAGACCACACGGAGAGCAUGGACGCUACAUGUCAAUUCCACAUCACCAUCGUGGGGAAGUCCAGUUCUUAGGAAGGUACAGUCUGCUACGCCACUCAAAGGAAAGACAGAAAGUGGAUGGUCUUAACAACCUAAACUACUCCCCCCUAGUGUCCAGGAGACCGCUCUACACCAACAUCACAGUCAGCUUGAGCAGAAUGCUUGCACCCAUAGCCGACUACUGACGUAGGAACAGCUGAACUGCAAAACACCUGGGAAUCAAAGUCCUCUGGGACAUCAGCCAUAUCUCACCAGUGGCAGCACUGCUUAGGAAUAUUUAGUUGAUUCUUUGCUUAAUGUCUUUAGUUUGUAU
Messenger RNA from Etheostoma cragini (Arkansas darter), 1707 nucleotides. RefSeq names its product UDP-Gal:betaGlcNAc beta 1,4- galactosyltransferase, polypeptide 5 (gene b4galt5). Gene Ontology annotation, molecular function: UDP-galactose:glucosylceramide beta-1,4-galactosyltransferase activity. Gene Ontology annotation, biological process: glycoprotein biosynthetic process; carbohydrate metabolic process. The transcript has 9 exons. The record is from RefSeq and is a predicted model, not a curated record. NCBI's taxonomy places the organism in Eukaryota, Metazoa, Chordata, Actinopteri, Perciformes, Percidae. Bases 434 to 1579 code for a protein of 381 amino acids.